UGUCCCAAAUGUUCUUGAAAUUGCCUUUUGCACUACUUGUCGGUGCUUUUACUGUGAUGAUGCUUAAAGCUCAUGGCCAGGAUCAAUCAGAUUUCAUCAGCAUCGAUUGUGGCCAACUACAAACUAAGGAGUAUACAGAACCGACAACGGGCAUUACAUACGGUCCAGAGACAGUAGAUAUUGUUGAUACUGGUGUGUCCAAGCCCAUAGUAGUGUCCGAUCCUCGGCAGCAGUUUCAGUUUGUUAGGAUGUUUCCUGAAGGAACCAGGAACUGUUACAAAAUAAAUAUCAAAAGACGGCAAAAGUAUUUGAUAAGGGCAAGCUUUUUGUAUGGAAAUUAUGAUGGGGACAAAGAUUUACCUGAAUUUUCACUACAUCUUGGAGGUGAUUUGUGGGAGUCUGUGGUGAUUUCAAAUGCAAGUUCUGAAGUAGUCAAGGAGCUCAUACAUAUUCCAAUGAGAUAUUACAUACAUAUUUGUCUGGUUAACAUAGAUAAGGGCAUUCCAUUUAUAUCCACGAUAGAACUCAGGCCUUUACAUAAAGAUACUUAUCAAACAGAAAGUGGGACGUCUUUGGCACUUCAUUCGCGGAUUAACAUGGCAGCAAAUAAAGCCAGAUACAGGUACCCGGAGGAUGUUAAUGAUCGUAUUUGGUCAUCAUGGAUGAGUGAGACCUGGAAAAAAAUAAAUACUUCGUUCAAUAUCAACACAGAUAAAUACCAACUACCAUCUCUUGUCUUGAGGACAGCUGCCACGCCAAAAGAUGAUUCAAUCAAAAGACUGAGUUUGAUGUGGCAGCAUUCCGUUAAUGCAACAUAUCAUUUUUAUUGGCACUUCGCAGAAAUAAUAAAGUUCAACUCCGGCUUGUCUCGAUAUCUCACCAUUAACAUCAAUGGAAAGCCUUCUUAUAGAGCCAUUCCACAGUACCUGAGCUCAAGGACGUCUACAGGCAGUAUUGCUGUGGGAGGAGGGCCAUUUAAUUUUCAAAUAUAUUCACCGCCGACAAGUAGUUACGGACCGAUCCUCAACGCCUACGAGAUUUAUACGGAGAAAAAGUUAGGAUCGGAAACAGACCAGCAAGACGUUGAAGCACUUACAAAUCUCAAGUCAACUUACGGAAUCAUUAAGAAUUGGCAAGGAGAUCCGUGCUACCCUAAAGAAUACAUAUGGGCAGGUGUGAACUGUAGCUAUUCUGACAAUGACUCCGCACGAAUCAUAUCCCUGAAUUUAUCCUCGAGUGGAUUAACUGAAGAGAUAGCUGCUUCUAUAUUUAAUCUCACAAUGAUACAGACUUUGGAUUUAUCGAAUAACAAAUUAUCAGGACAGAUUCCAGAAUACUUGUCGCAGUUGCCAAAGCUAAAUAUCUUAAACUUAGAGAAAAAUGAUCUCACAGGCUCAGUUCCCGCCUGGCUUAUUGCGAAAGAAAAUGAUGGUUUUUCAUUGAGUUUGUGCGGAAAUCCAAGUUUAUCAGGGCAGCUUCCUUGCGGAAAGCAGAAGAAGAAGAAGAAGAACCAGUUUGUUAUUCCGGUCGUUGUGUUAAUUAUCAUCGUGUCAUGGGUCUCAUUUGCAGCAGCUCUAGUGUGGAAAUCUAAAAGGUUUCGUGCUUACUGGAGACUUGGUAAAGAUUCAUGUACUGAAUCAGAGAACGGACAGAGUAGCAGAGGACACGAUGUGUUUUUGAGUUUUAGAGGUGAUGAUAUACGAGAAGGUUUCGCCCGUUAUCUGCACGACGCUUUAGACAAAAAUGGAAUCAAGACAUUUUUUGAUGAUCAAAAUCUCCAGAAAGGAGAUGAAAUAGGACCUACACUUGUCAACGCAAUAGAAGCAUCAGAGGUUUCUAUCAUUUUGUUCUCAAAAAACUAUGUUACGUCAAGUUGGUGUCUGGGUGAGCUUGUACAUAUCAUUGACUGUAAAAACAAAAAUAAGGAUCGUCGUGUUGUCCCAGUUUUUUACAAAGUGAAUCCAUCAGACAUACGCAAUCAAUCUGGUAGUUUUUCCCUUCAGACGUGGAUAGACAGAGAGAACGUCAAGGUUCCCGUAUGGAAGGAAGCUCUGGUAGAAGUAGCAAAUUUGUCGGGAUAUCAUUACACGAGAGGGUACGAAAGUGAAACCAUCGAAAAGAUUGUUGAAAAUAUAUCAGGUGUCCUGAAGCAAAUGAAGGAAAACUCCCUCCGUCGGUUCGACACGAUAUGCCCAGAAGGCGGAGAAGACGAAAUAGUUAUUUAUACAACUUCAUCAGCUAGGGACAAGAAUUUUCAGAAAUGCCAGACAAUUAUCCAGAGCUUAUCCCAAUUUGUCCUGAAAGUUCAGCAGCGUGACGUUACAAUCCGGAAGUUCAGAAAAGAGCUGAAAAAGCUGAUGAAAAAAGAUAUGCCUCCUCCAAGGGUAUUUGUUCAUGGAAGGUAUGUGGGCGGGUAUGAUGAGGUGAGUAGGCUUAUAACAAAUGAGCCCUGGUUCUGUGAGACUCUUGAUAAGAUUCAAAAGAGAGAUGAGGUGCGUUUGCAUGGUCGGGACUUGGUGCAACAAGAGGAUGCCUCGUCAGUCAGUGUCUCUGAAACAGACCCCGGUGGACGUGGUGGUUCACCAGUUUAA
This is a messenger RNA of Argentina anserina (silverweed cinquefoil), 2591 nucleotides long. Its product is annotated as probable LRR receptor-like serine/threonine-protein kinase At1g05700. Gene Ontology annotation, molecular function: protein binding. Bases 9 to 2591 code for a protein of 860 amino acids. The record is from RefSeq and is a predicted model, not a curated record. The transcript is spliced from 10 exons. NCBI's taxonomy places the organism in Eukaryota, Viridiplantae, Streptophyta, Magnoliopsida, Rosales, Rosaceae. Gene Ontology annotation, biological process: signal transduction.